Molecule: messenger RNA, 961 nt
Organism: Rhipicephalus sanguineus (brown dog tick)
Lineage: Eukaryota; Metazoa; Arthropoda; Arachnida; Ixodida; Ixodidae
Product: mitogen-activated protein kinase 14A
Exons: 8
Coding region: 243-926 (227 amino acids)
Biological process (GO): protein phosphorylation; intracellular signal transduction
Cellular component (GO): cytoplasm; nucleus
Molecular function (GO): ATP binding; MAP kinase activity
Source: RefSeq, a predicted model, not a curated record
AGAGUUUCCGUGCUCUAGUGGCUCUAGCGGCUCUAGUUAGAUGUUGUUGUGUUUACUGGUAUUUCAUACUCCGUGCAGUGCGUGCAGUCCGACUUCGGCGGUGUGGAGCAACGAUUUGUGUUGAGCCCUUCGGCAUCGCCGCAGAGCAACGUGUCGUGAUCGUUUAAUGUCAGUUGGUGCUGUGUGCCCGUAGUGCUGCUGCAGCUCAUGCGUGGUGUUUAUUGGCUCGCAAAAAAGGAAUCAUGAGAAGCGGAUUCCACCGGGUCGAGCUGAACAAGACGGUGUGGGAGGUCCCUGUCCGCUACACCAACCUUUCGCCCAUCGGCGUCGGCGCUUAUGGACAAGUUUGUUCAGCAUUUGACAAGGAGAACAAGCAGAAGGUGGCCAUCAAGAAGUUGUCGCGGCCCUUCCAGUCGGCUAUUCAUGCCAAGCGCACAUACCGAGAACUGCGGCUUCUCAAGCACAUGGACCACGAAAAUGUGAUAGGCCUUCUAGACGUGUUCACACCUUCAACUACACUGGAAGACUUCAACGACGUGUACCUGGUGAACCAUUUGAUGGGCUCAGAUCUGAACAACAUAAUCCGGACGCAGCGACUGAGUGAUGACCAUGUUCAGUUUCUCGUCUACCAGAUUCUGAGAGGACUCAAGUACAUCCACUCGGCUGGCAUCAUCCACAGGGAUCUGAAACCAAGCAAUAUUGCAGUGAACGAGGACUGUGAAUUAAAGAUCUUGGACUUUGGCCUGGCACGCCAUGCCGAGGUGGAGAUGACUGGGUAUGUGGCCACGCGCUGGUAUCGAGCACCAGAGAUCAUGCUCAACUGGAUGCACUACAAUCAGACAGUGGACAUUUGGUCAGUGGGCUGCAUCAUGGCUGAGCUCAUCACGGGCAAGACACUGUUUCCGGGCAAUGACCGUAUCCUUUGAUGCUUGCUUUUGGUAAAAGUGGUGAGUAAGUUGCU